AUGAACAGUUCUUCCCCUUCCCCUCCUGAUAGCAUAAAAAUCUGGCGCACUUGGGCCCUGACUGUGACUUAUGAAGCAGGGGAAUAUACCGAACAGAAAUUCAAGGCAGAGAAGACUGGAGGAGGCCCAGUCAUACCUUCCCCCAACCUAGACACUGAUCUGGUGAUGGUGUGCGAUCACUUGGCUGAUGUACUCAUAAAGGCAUAUAAAAAUCCCAUUCAGAUGCAGAUGGAUAUUGCAAGAUAUAGCAAAUUGAUCUCCCCAAAGGACACUGGGCAUAAUGAACAUAGAGAGGCAAGGUUGCUUGAGAGGUGUCCUCCUGGCCAUGAAGGCAAAAGGUUGGUCGACGAACCUGCCACAAUUGUCGAUGCAUCCGGUGCCAUCAUUGCAUGGUACCUCCCAGACGCCCUGACCGACACCACCCAGAAGGAAAUCAGGGAGGCCACCGAUUUGCUUGCUCCAAGCCUCGAAAAAAGUGUAAGGGCUGAUGGCAAUUGGCAAACUAAUCAAACAUUGUUCAACCGGAGCUCGGAAGAUGGACAUGAGAAUGUGUCAGAUCCGGAGGUAUCUGCAUCAUUGAAGGGACCUUCCUGCGAGAAUAUCCUCAAAGCCAUUGCAAGGCCAGCAGCCAUCACGUCAGCGGCACUCAGAGUCAUGCAUCCUGAGCAGUACUGGGCAGGGUUGAGAACCUUGUCAAACCUUGGAAAUAUAGCAGUAAGCAAGGAUCUGCCACAGAUGCCGGAGGCCCUGCAGUACUGGGCAUCCGUGUUUAACACCCUCUCCAUCAUUUCCAAUCGGGAAACUCCCCAUCAUCAAGACCACAUGUCCAUUGCUGAAUGCUUCAACAUUCUCACCACCAUGGGGAACUAUUCUAAUGCUUGGAUGACAAUGCCAAGCCUUCAGCUGGAGUUCAAGUACAAUUCCGGCUUUGCUGAGCUCCAGGUCUCUGAACCCCGACCUCCGAAAUUCAGGACUUGGGACCUGGGCGUCCGGGACUCGGAUGUGAGAUUUUUGAAUGCAUAG
Messenger RNA from Suillus fuscotomentosus, 1023 nucleotides. RefSeq lists its product as uncharacterized. The transcript has 6 exons. Lineage: Eukaryota; Fungi; Basidiomycota; Agaricomycetes; Boletales; Suillaceae. The record is from RefSeq and is a predicted model, not a curated record. The coding region runs from base 1 to 1023 and encodes 340 amino acids.